Molecule: messenger RNA, 1333 nt
Organism: Ostrea edulis (European flat oyster)
Lineage: Eukaryota; Metazoa; Mollusca; Bivalvia; Ostreida; Ostreidae
Exons: 3
Coding region: 179-667 (162 amino acids)
Source: RefSeq, a predicted model, not a curated record
GACAGAUUGUCAUUACUGCCGAUGUGACGAUUACACAUAAAUGACAGCACUAAAGACCAAUUUUGAUACAAACUCCAGGUUUUUACGAUUUAUAUAAAACUGCAUUAGCCUCGCUUAUGCAGAUGUGUUUUGACUUGGUAAUGCACUAGAAGGAAGAUGUCGAUUUUCCACAGUUGUGAUGGGAAUGUAUGAACAGAUAUCGAUCGCGCUGUUAGUCCCCGCCACUAUCUUGUACAGCCUAGCCUGUGUCAGUCACUCGUGGUUCCAGUUACCGGGUGUGUCCUACGGUCUGUGGGUGGCUAAGUACUGCGAUUACCUGUCCUGUCACAUCAUUCCAGCUUUCUUUACUGAAGAACCAGUAUGGUACCACGUCCUUCAAGCAUUGAGUCUCUUUGGUUGGUCUGGGAUGGUGGCAUCAUUAACCCUCCUAACUUCCAAGAAGUUCGACACCAGCCUUCCAAAGUUAUGGCGAUAUCACAAACACCUGGUCGUUUCUGCGGUUUGUAUUGUAUCAGUGUUUGGCAUCUCCUUGAGUCUGGUGAUGUUCUAUGGUAAACUAGACGAGUCCUGCACCUCUGCCAGCCCACAGAUUCAGUGGUCCGCAUUUAUGGCUGCUGCAGCAUGCGCACUGCAGUUCUGCGCAGGACUAUUACUCACUCAAACAUAAACCCUCAAGUCCAAGCAUAAUACUACAAAUGCAAUACCUUAAGUCGAAGUAUUAAAAGAAACGUAUUUUCAUAUUCAGAAUUUUGGUGAGCAUUAGAGAGAGAGAGAGACUGAUACCUAUAAGUGUCGGAUCCACGGGGUCAGAGUGAUGGUCAUUUUCUGUUCCAGUCACCUGGACUAGGACUGGAGUCCACUCUAUGUCAUGUCAUACCGGAUUAGUCUGGUUCUCAUUUUCUGUUCCAGUCACCUGGACUAGGACUGGAGUCCACUCUAUGUCACGUGAUACCGGGUUAGUCUGGUUGUCUUUUUCUUUUUGACAGAUACAUGUAUUCCCGAGUUUUAUUUAGCUUGUUUAAAUGUAGUAAUGUUAUUUUUUCUAGCAAUAGAAUUCUCAUUUUCUUUUCCUAAAUAAUUUAUACAAAAUACUUGAUAUAUUUCAUAAAUGUUUCAUAUUUCCAAGAAAUUGUAUCCAAUUUUCAACAUUGAUUUUUCUGUUACUAUUUAGAUUAUGUUUGGCAUUCUAGAAUUACAUGUACAAAUGUAUAGACUAGCAAACAUGGUUUUGUACCUGACAAUACAGGUAUUAAAAUAAUAUUUGACAUUGGAAAAAAGUAUCUCAUUGAUAUGUUAAUCAUUCAAAAUAAAUCGAAAGGUGCUAUGCUCGUGA